GUCGGAUGGGAACACCGCUUUCAAAAGUUGGGCGCGCGCCCAUUCAGUCCUUCCAGCCCUUCACCGCGCAAGAGCCGAUUUCGGGUUGUCCUCCGAUAAUUGGCGUUGGCUGUCUUCUCACAGUCCUUGCCCGAACCCACCGACCGACCACAAACAACGGCUAUACAGAAAUGGCUGGCACCGGAAAGAGGAAGAGAGCAGCAGCCGCAGGCGGGGCCACCCAACCGGUAUGUGUCUCACAGAAAGUCGUUUUCCGCCAGUUGCAACGAGCGGAGCUGUGGAGAACUUGCUAAACAAACGUUUGAACCCCAACGUGCCUCCGAAGAACGAGGGGCCGAGCAUCACACCGGCACAAGUGCGCCAGCUUGCAAAGGAGGCCCUGGAGAGCAAGGGGAAGCUCAACAAUAUAGCACAGCUUCUGGAGCUAUGUGAGAGCGAAAACGAGGAAAUCGCCUACGCAGCGUUCACAUCCAUGCGACACGUCUAUUCUCGAUUUUUAGAACGAGGAGACUUGGCACGGAAUAAGAAUGUGGUCGAAGAGGAGAAAGAGGAGGACGUGAAAACAAAAGUAGCGACCUGGCUGCGUGACAACCGGACGAUGUACGUCCAGCUGGCGUACCGGUACCUGUCGCACACGGAGCCCGCGAUGCAGGUCGCGGCGAUGGACUCUCUGAUGAAGGUCGUGAAGGACAUGUCCGUGCAGUCCAAGGAAUUCAAGAAUGCGGCGUUCAACUCGGUCGUGGAGAAUGUGGUUGUGAAUGGGAAUAUGAGCGAGCAGUUGUUGCAGAGGAUUGUGGAGGAUUUGAAUCAGUAUGAUGAUGUGCGAUAUUACUUCUACAAGGACUUUGGGAAAUAUCUGGCUUCUCUGACUGACGGAGUUAGCACGGGAGCAGGGGUGAAAUCAGUCACCAAGCGCCGCAAAUACUCGAUUCCAGCAGAUAAGCUCUCCUCAGUGGUCAACGUCGGCUACCGCAUCCUCUCCGCCAUCCGCGACCCCGCAACAGACGACUCCCAACUCGGCACCUACUACUACAACCUCCCCCCCACUUCAACCCCCUCCAAGAAGAAAACCUACCCCCCAUCCUCCGUCAAAGAGCACCGCAAAGUCUUCAGCGACACCUGGCUCUCCUUCCUCCGCCAACCCAUGUCCGCCGACAUGCACAAACGCGUGCUCCUCUCCAUGCACAAACGCCUCAUCCCCUACAUGCUGCGCCCGACCCUCCUGAUCGAUUUCCUCGUCGACUCGUACGACCAAGGCGGCGCCGUCAGCAUGUUGGCCCUGAACGGCCUGUUCACGCUCGUGACGGAACAUAACCUCGACUACCCGGAUUUCUACACGAAGCUGUAUGCGCUGUUUGAUAAGAAUCUGCUGCAUGUCAAGUACCGCUCGAGGUUUUUGAGACUGGUGGAUCUGUUCCUGUCGAGUAGUCAGUUACCGUCGUACCUGAUUGCGGCGUUCAUCAAGAAACUGACGCGCUUGGCGCUGAAUGCGUCACCGGCGGCGAUUAUUACGGUCGUGCCGUUUGUGUUCAACCUGUUGAAGAAGCAUCCGGCGUGUUUGGUUAUUAUCCAUAGGGAGCAGGAACCGGGGGCUGCGGAGAUGACAGAUCCCUACCUCCCCACCGAAACGGACCCCGCAAAAUCGCGCGCCCUCGAAAGCUCACUCUGGGAAAUGCAAACCCUCAAAACGCACUACCUGCACACAAUCUCGGGCCUAGUGCGCGUGUUUGAGCAGCCGAUCGCUAAACAGCAUAUGUAUGAUAUGGAGGAUUUCUUGGAUCAUUCUUAUACUUCGCUUUUUGAAUCAGAAACACGCAAAAAGAUCAACGCAACAGCUCCGCCACCCGCACCCGCACUCGCGUCGCAUGCGAAAGUUGUUGGGCUGCUGGACGCCUUGCCGUCUACGCGGACUGAGACGCCUUUGUUUGUCAUUUGAGCGUCGGUGCGGCCAUGUUAGCGUAGCUCGGUUAUUGGCGUAGGAUGAAGGCUGUUCAUUUUGGUUGGGAUGAAGUGGAGUAGGUAGACUUUGGUGUAGGAUGUAGAUAGGCAUGUUGGGGUUUUCGGGGGGGUAAGUUAAUCAAUCAAUGGGCAUAGGGGGAUGUGGGAAUCUAGCCCGGUCUCUGUGUCUGUCUGUCUGUCUGUCUGUCUGUCUGUCUGUC
Fimicolochytrium jonesii is the source of this 2159-nucleotide messenger RNA. RefSeq names its product CBF/Mak21 family-domain-containing protein. Gene Ontology annotation, biological process: ribosome biogenesis. Gene Ontology annotation, cellular component: small-subunit processome; Noc4p-Nop14p complex; nucleolus. The coding region runs from base 230 to 1936 and encodes 568 amino acids. The record is from RefSeq and is a predicted model, not a curated record. The transcript has 7 exons. Lineage: Eukaryota; Fungi; Chytridiomycota; Chytridiomycetes; Spizellomycetales; Powellomycetaceae.